AUGGAAAUUCCCUCUGAAGGCGAGACUGCUGUCGUUCCUGCAGCUGAGGCUGAAGAGCCAAGGAUCGACAAGUCUACGGUUUCCGACGAAGCGAUCAAAUUUCUCUUCAGCGUUGAACUUGGAGAGCUGCAGAAGUGUUUAUUCUCAGACUCUCUGGUGACAGUGUCCGAGGGCGGGAGAGAGCUGGGGGAGUUCACGGUGACGGUGGAGUUUGCCCUCCGAGGCCAGCAGCCCUGUUUGCUGCUGCGUGCCUCCAGCCAAGGAACCAUCGAUGACACACCGUGUGGAACAACAGUGACAGCCUACCUAUCGACGUAUCUGGAGACACUGGAGCUAGACUGUCAUGAGUUUCUCAAGCUUCAGCACCACAGAUUGCAAAGGAGAUGUCACAUGGUGCAACAAGACGGUCAGAUGAUUAUCAAUAAGGUUACCACUAUAGGGGAGCAGGAGACAAAGGAUACCAUUUCUUAUCCAAUGUCUGUCCUUAGAGGCUUGGUAACUGAAGGUUCCAACUUGCUCCUAAUGCGGAUCCUUGCUCUCAGGAAGAAGGUUCCAGAGAACAUUAAUUUCAUCACCUUUGACCAAGAAUUACACAUCACCCGCACCACCUACAGUGAGCUUGGUCCAAAGAAGAUGGAAGUCGGGUGUGAGAUGAUCGAGGUAUUUGGGGUGGAAAGAACAGUUGACUCUCUGGAGGAAAUCCCUGCUUCCUGGCAGUCCUACUUCCUACCUGAUGGGCAUCUGGCCAGCAGGGUGCAGGUGGGGUCACCAGCCACCAUGAGGCUUCUGCGGCUUCCAGCAGAGCUGGAAAAUGAUGAUGACAAACCAGUCUUUGUGAGGAGGCCGCUGGUUUGGGAAGAGGACAUGCAGAUGCGCUCUAAAUUCCUGGACAGAAAGGCGGAACUUGAAGCGGACCAUGCCUCAUACUUGAGACAGGAUCCACACCUCCGUGCCCUCAUGGCUGACUUCAUGCAGUUCAUGUUGCUAAAGAAACCAGACGACAUCUUCCGGUUUGCCAGAGAGUACUUCCUCCCUUUUUCCUCCCGUCGCCAUCCGGGGCCAAGCUUGUAACACAUCCUCACUCUGAGAGCACGUUUGAGGUCGUAUCUCGGCCUUCAUCACGGACCCUUCUGUUUUCACAUCCUUCACUUACAUAUUAUUAAGCUUAGAUGAAACAGCUUUGACACGUUCAAACUCUUGUCCUUUAUAC
Lampris incognitus (smalleye Pacific opah) is the source of this 1210-nucleotide messenger RNA. It is a transcript of the gene catip, whose product is annotated as ciliogenesis associated TTC17 interacting protein. The transcript has 9 exons. NCBI's taxonomy places the organism in Eukaryota, Metazoa, Chordata, Actinopteri, Lampriformes, Lampridae. The coding region runs from base 1 to 1071 and encodes 356 amino acids. Gene Ontology annotation, biological process: actin filament polymerization; cilium organization. The record is from RefSeq and is a predicted model, not a curated record.